Messenger RNA from Lycium barbarum (goji berry), 1531 nucleotides. RefSeq lists its product as uncharacterized. NCBI's taxonomy places the organism in Eukaryota, Viridiplantae, Streptophyta, Magnoliopsida, Solanales, Solanaceae. The record is from RefSeq and is a predicted model, not a curated record. The transcript has 9 exons. Bases 211 to 1116 code for a protein of 301 amino acids.
UGUUCACUCAUUUACCACUGUGACACGAGCCCGGUUCCGAAGCCAAUAAACCUGUUUUACGAUUUUGCGUUUGAUUUUGAACACCCCCGGUACUGCUACUACUGCUGAAGUAGUCAUUAUUACCUCAGUGCAGUAUUUACAUAGGCUAGUCCGCACUCUUCUAAAACCGAAUUUGCUUCUCACACUUGUUACUCCCGAACUCGUUGAAGAAUGAGAACCAAAUCUAUAGUUGCAGCGGGUUUCUUCCUGCUGCUGUUGAUCCUUACGGCGUCGCAUGGCUUCCAAUCUGACGAACUUGUGGUGGACGAUGAAGAGUUUGGUCUGGAAGGUGGAAUCCGAUCCCAAUCCCGUUCCUCCAAUCCGAAUAACGUCAAACCUUCUUCCGUUCAGUCGACCCGGAAGAGAUCCGUACCCGAUUCAGAUUCAAAGAUCCAAUUCACUCUUGAACAUGCUUUCGGUGAUUCCGACUUCUCCCCUGCCGGCACCUUCACUGCUCGCCUCAAAUCUUCUUCCCAUGGCUCCCAGACGCAAACACUGACAAAGCUUCGCUUCUCCAGAAAUGCUUUUACUGGAACAGAGAAGGAGGAUUUCAAAAAACUCUUGAAAGGUGAUGACUUUUACAGAAUAAGAGUACCAUCCAAUGUAUUGAACCUUCCUGGCAGAGAAUACGUUGUUUCCUCGGUGAAAGCAAGGUGUCUUCCUCGGGAUGGUUUGGAGGAGCACUUUGUCAUACAUAUGGACGGUGUGAAUAUUUUGGCUGUUAAUUAUGGUUCCCCUGGUGCAUGCCAGUACCCUCGUCAAUUGAAGUUUCCUGCGAAAUGGUCCUUUAACUCGCAUACAGUCCUAAAACCUACUGAGCAGGCACCCAGAACACCUGUAUUUUCAGAAGCUGUUAUUGGUGGAGAGAAUGUAGAGGGCGAAGAAGUGCAGCCUCCAGAGAGAUCUUUCUGGGCUAAAUAUUGGAUGUAUUUGAUCCCUCUCGGACUCAUUGUUAUGAACGCCAUGACCCAAGCUAUGAAUAUGGCUGAAGAACAGACUAGUGGACAAGCAGGGGCUCAAGGACAACAAGCAAUUGGUGCUCAACGUGCUCAAAGUACUGUGGUACGAAAAAGAUGAUGGUGAGUAAGUUGAAGCAUCUUGCAGAUCACCUGGAUUUUCAAUCUUCAAGAUGGUAAUAUUGCGGAACCAGCCCCGGUGGUUCUGAUUGAAUAUCGACCUUGGAGAUGCUUUUGUGGUGGGAACAAUUAACCUCUGCAAUGAUUUGUGGGUAGUAAGGGCAUCGUGAGUCAUCAGUAUUUUUUGAUUGACAUAAUCUAAGAAAGUGGUCGAUGUGCAUUUUCUUCCACACUACUUUUAUGGAAGAUAUUGUAGGUUUUGCUUGUUACAUUUGUAUCCAUCUUUGAGUGUCUUUGAACAACUACUAUGAGGGAUACUUUAAUAGGAUGAUGGUAGAUGUAAAAGAUAGGUCUAUAACCUUGAUUUUCAAUAGUAACGUACUAAUUUAUUUGAAGUUAGUAUGUUUCCACUUGAA